AUGUCUAUCGAUGCCUUUUAUUUGGCCUCCAAUGAUAUGCUGGACUACGAGGUGGCCCUAAAUCUCACUAAAUAUCUCAAAUAUGACGAUAGUGUCGAGUCGUGGACAGCCGGCCGGUCAGCGAUGGCCACCAUUAGGACACACGUCGGUCGGGACGUGAAUAUAGCACUUAAUUAUUAUAUGAAUGACUUGAUUGGCCAACACUAUCGAAAUGUCGGUUGGGAUGACCGCACCAAUGGAUCAGAUGCUAGUGAUGUGGACCAGAAAUUAACAUUUCAAGCCCUGGUGUUGGACACGGCGUGUGAUUACGCGGUCUACGAUUGUUUGCAGACAGCGGCCAAAAUGUAUGCCGGCAGUGCUUCAGCACAUGAUAAGACACUGUAUUUACAAUCGUUGACCAGCAAUAGAAAUCUGGAAUUUAUUAAAAUUCUUUUAGACAAAGCGAGUGAUGAAUUGUUUGUGAAAAGUGAGGAUUAUUUUCACUUUUUGUUGAAUAUAACACUCAAUACAAGUGACGGCAACAUAGAUAUUAUCGCGGUGUUCUCUAAGGGUAGAAAAUGGGUGAUGGACUUUUUAGAGACAUACCCUGUUAUGACAGCGGAUAACCCAUAUCUUAACAAAACUAUCGACACAUUGGAAAGGAAUAUCGAUUGGAUUAAUAAAAAUGAGAUAUUGGUUAUCGAGUGGAUUACCAAUCAGUGCCCAAUAGAAGUGUGUGUUUGGCUCUACGCCAGACUCGACCCGAGGGUAAUACCAGUCCAUUACGAUCUUCGACUACAAGUGGACACCACUGGCGACACAUUCAACGGAUCCGUUGAGAUAAUAGUGAUUGACGACACCGGCAGUGGUGUCGAGUAUCUGGUGCUACACUCGGCUGGAAAUCUUACCAUCACUGGUGUCACUGUAUAUAUCACCGGCACUGGUGGUGGAGGUGGUGACCAUCCGGUGCCCGUUAAGCAGACUUUUUAUUACCAACCGUUGGAUUACUUUGUCAUUCAAUUGGCAGAGCGGUCGGCGCCGGACACUACCGGCUAUCGACUGGUGUUGCGCUUCGAGUCACCGCUACUCCCGGACCCAAACUCGGGUCUCUAUAAGACUACAUACGAGUUGAGCUCAGGGAGGCCUGAAUCGGCGGCCGUCACUCAAUUGUGGCCCGAAAAUGCCCGCAAAAUGUUUCCCUGCUUUGACGACCUGGCCUUUAAGGCAACGUUUAACAUAACACUAAUUUACCAAGCUCAUUACAAUGUUACACUCACUAAUAUGCCAGCUCUGGACAGUCGAGUGGACAGUCCGACCCCGGGCUGGACAACAACCCAGUAUCAGCGCUCAGUCCCAAUGGCCACAUACCUGGUCGCUAUUUUAAUAAGCAAGUUUAGUUGUCAUAAUACCGGUGCGAUUAGACUGUGCGCCCGCAGUGGGCUCGAAGAUAAACUAGGUUACGCCAUGAAUGUUACCAAGGCAACAUUGCCGGUGUUUGAGCAGUACAUGGGCAGUGAGUAUCAAUUGCCCAAAAUUGAUCUAGUUGCUGUUCCCGGCUUUUCUGGCGGUAUGGAAAACUGGGGUUUAAUUGUGUUCGGGAAACGGGAACUGUUGUGGACGGCCGCCGAAGACACCACCGCGAGUAUGAUGACUGUUAACAUGUUUAUAUCUCACGAGUUGGCACAUAUGUGGUUUGGGAAUUUAGUCACUUGUGGCCAGUGGUCUGACCUAUGGCUAAAUGAAGGGAUCGCUUCGUUCAUACAAAACGUGGCCACAAAUAGUACACAAAGUCAAUGGCAUUAUUGGGAACUGUACGCCAAUAAUACUAUCGCCACUGCCAUGAAAGAGGACUCACAGGAAGGGUCGGUACCAGUAAUACAACCGGCGCAACGGUUCGCGGACCUCAAAUUCUCAGUCCCUAUAUAUUACACAAAAGGAUCGGUUGUGAUCCGGAUGUUGGAGUCGGCGAUGGGUAGGGAGCGGUUCCGCGACGGCAUUCGGGGUUAUCUCAAACAAUAUUCAUAUCAAACAGUGGUCACCGACAAUUUGUGGCAAUCAUUGAAUAAGACUUUCCCGAAAAGUUAUGACACAAAUAUUGUUGAAUUAAUGGACACAUGGACUACAAAACCGGGCUUUCCAUACAUUAACAUUACGAGAGAUGCACACAAUCCACACAUCGUUACCGUAACUCAGGAAAGCACUUUGUGGACAAUACCGCUCACGUAUUAUUCGUCCGCAGACUAUGGAAACAAUUAUCAAACACAAACAAUUAACAUCUCGGUGAAUGGGUUAAUAAAAUUCAACGUCGACUUUAAUGGCAUGUAUAUCGUUAACUAUCCGCCCGACGAUUGGGACAAAUGGACGGCCGCUUUGGCCGCCAAUGAAGACACGAUUGUUCAUAAACUCACACCCAAUGAUCGAUCGGAUCUGAUUUUGUCGGCAUUUUAUUUGGCAAAAGCGGACAAACUAUCGGCGAUUAAACCGCUGGAAAUGACCAGAUAUUUACUCAAUGAAACCCAUUUCACGCCGUGGGCUGUGUUUAACACCGAGUUUGCUGACAUUAGACGUCGGACAUCGUUGACCGCAUACAGGAGUCACUUGAAUAAGUAUAUGAGGUCUUUGACCGCUAAACAGUAUCACCGACUGAUGGGUUGGGACGACGGGAUGGGCACUGCUAUCGACCGGUUGUUACGCCGACUGAUAAUUGAAAUGAGUUGCGAAAAUGGAUAUGAACUGUGUUUAAAAGACUCAUAUCAGGCGUUUAAGAAGUGGAUGUCAGGCCAACCCGUGACACCCAAUCUCGCCACGUAUAUGCUCUCCUAUGGGAUCAGAUACAGUGAUAAAUAUGAAGAUUAUGAUUAUUAUCGAUAUUUGAGCGCUUUAUCUCAGACUAAGAGCAUCACCUUAUUGAAUGAGCUUUUGGCUAAAGUAAUGUCUGACCCCUCGGUUCCGGUCAACCACUUUGUUUCGUUGGUGUCCGACAUGUCGUCGACCGCCGACUCCCGGCCUAUUGUGGAAAACUUCCUAAACUUGUAUCCAAACACCGGUCUCUCAAACACUAGUCGUGCGAACGGUUUGAAUGAAAUUCAGGCAAAUAUUGAUUGGAUUAAACAAAGUGGUGACACAAUUGGCCAAUGGUUCGCUACGAACAUCAAUUAAUCAUGAUCUAUUAGUAAAUUGUAAUUAUUUUUGAC
Messenger RNA from Medioppia subpectinata, 3173 nucleotides. The record is from the annotation of a GenBank genome assembly. NCBI's taxonomy places the organism in Eukaryota, Metazoa, Arthropoda, Arachnida, Sarcoptiformes, Oppiidae.